Molecule: messenger RNA, 1432 nt
Organism: Plectropomus leopardus (leopard coralgrouper)
Lineage: Eukaryota; Metazoa; Chordata; Actinopteri; Perciformes; Serranidae
Product: elongation factor 1-alpha 1-like
Biological process (GO): translational elongation
Molecular function (GO): GTP binding; translation elongation factor activity; GTPase activity
Source: RefSeq, a predicted model, not a curated record
AUGGGUAAGGAGAAAACUCACAUCAACAUUGUGGUGAUUGGCCACGUGGAUUCUGGGAAAUCGACCACAACAGGUCACCUGAUCUACAAAUGUGGAGGCAUCGACAAGAGAGCCAUCGAGAAGUUCGAGAAGGAGGCAGCCGAGAUGGGGAAGGGCUCCUUUAAGUACGCCUGGGUGAUGGAUAAGCUCAAGUCAGAGCGCGAGCGCGGCAUCACGAUCGACAUCGCGCUCUGGAAGUUUGAGACGGAGAAAUUCUACGUCACCGUCAUCGACGCGCCGGGACACCGUGACUUCAUUAAGAACAUGAUCACCGGAACCUCACAGGCUGACUGUGCCGUGCUGAUCGUGGCGGCGGGGAUCGGAGAGUUCGAGGCGGGAAUCUCCAAGGAAGGUCAGACGCGUGAACACGCUCUGCUGGCAUACACGCUGGGCGUCAAACAGCUGAUCGUAGGCGUGAACAAGAUGGACUCCGCCGGGUUCAAAGAGUCGCGCUUCGAUGAGGUUGUCAAGGAGGUGUCGUCUUACAUCAAGAAGGUCGGGUACAACCCGCAGGCCGUGGCCUAUGUCCCCAUCAGCGGUUUCCAUGGAGACAACAUGCUGGAAGCUUCAGACAGAAUGCCGUGGUUUAAGGGAUGGAAUAUCACCAGGAAGGAGGGGAACGCCUCCGGAAAGACUCUUUUCCAGGCUCUGGAUGCCAUCCUGCCCCCCAAACGGCCUACAGAUAAACCCCUGAGGUUGCCACUGCAGGACGUCUACAAGAUCGGAGGUAUUGGGACGGUGCCGGUGGGCCGGGUGGAGACGGGUAUCCUGAAGCCAAACAUGUUGGUGACGUUCGCUCCUCCGAACGUGACGUCAGAGGUGAAGUCGGUGGAGAUGCACCACGAGGCGCUGAGCGAGGCACUGCCCGGAGACAACGUGGGCUUCAAUGUCAAGAACCUGUCCAUCAAGGACAUCAAGCGGGGGAACGUUGCCGGGGAUAGCAAGAACGACCCACCGCGCGCCGCCGCCUCCUUCAGCGCUCAGGUGAUCAUGAUGAACCACCCCGGCGAGGUCCACGCCGGCUACGCACCCGUGCUGGACUGCCACACUGCCCACAUCGCCUGCAAGUUCGACGAGCUGAAGGAGAAGAUCGACCGCCGCAGCGGCAAGAAACUCGAAGACAACCCCAAACAUAUCAAGAGCGGAGACGCCGCCAUUGUCAAGCUGGUGCCGUCCAAACCCAUGGUGGUGGAGAGCUACAGCGACUUCCCACCGCUGGGUCGGUUUGCGGUCCGCGACAUGAAGCAGACGGUGGCGGUCGGCGUGAUCAAGUCGGUGGAGAAGAUCGAUGCCGCAACGAAGUUGACCAAGUCUGCGGCAAAGAAGAAGUGAUGUCACUUCCUAUCAGCCAUGUUUACUGUGUCUAUCAAUCAAUCGUCAAUAAAACCCCUCG